Drosophila elegans is the source of this 922-nucleotide messenger RNA. Its product is annotated as superoxide dismutase [Cu-Zn], chloroplastic. The transcript is spliced from 3 exons. Gene Ontology annotation, molecular function: copper ion binding; superoxide dismutase activity. The coding region runs from base 63 to 875 and encodes 270 amino acids. The record is from RefSeq and is a predicted model, not a curated record. NCBI's taxonomy places the organism in Eukaryota, Metazoa, Arthropoda, Insecta, Diptera, Drosophilidae. Gene Ontology annotation, biological process: removal of superoxide radicals.
AGAGGUCUAGCGUUCUCCACAUUCGAUUUAAAUAUUAUUAUUUCAAGUCAAAUAGGCAUAAAAUGCUCGUUAAACUGAUUUUGGCGUUGGUAAUUGGCUAUGGUGGCAUUUUUGUGCCUGGCAGUGCACAAAAUCUGCUGGAUCGUCUGCGUCCGGUGAAUAUGACCCUCUUCGAUGAUGGAAUCAAAGUGGUUUCCGGCACCAAAGUGAAGCGGUACGAGCGGCUGACCGUGCCACUCGGAGGUCCUGUGGGUAUUCCAGGAGCUGCUGGACUCCUGGGACCACUGCUGCCACCUCAACCUUCGUAUUUGGGGUACACCUAUCAGUUGGUGCCCCAAUGGCAGGCGGGUGCUAAGUUGAUGGGCGACGGGGAGGGAGCUAGCGUGGCCGGCAUGAUAUCCUUUAUUCAGCUUCCUUACAACUCGGACAUCAAGGUGACAAUUAAUGUGACGGGAUUACCACCUGGUAAACAUGCUCUACAUAUCCACACCUUCGGAGACCUGAGCGAUGGUUGUAAGUCCACGGGCGGUCAGUUUCCCAAUAAUUUCCUCGGCAAUGUGGACACCAAAGAUGAUGGCAGUAUUUCGGCGGUUUUCCAAAGUAUUUACCUCCAAUUGUUUGGCAUCAAUGGAAUCGUUGGACGCUCCAUUGUGAUCCACAGCAAGGCAAUUGAUCUGAACACGGCUCUGAAUGCGGAGGUAUUUUCCUCCUCCCUCCAGAUAAUGCCAAAUCCAUUGGCCUAUCAAAACGAGGAGAACUCUGUGGGUCCGGCAAUUGCCUGCGGAGUUAUAAGUCUUAUGAGCACAACAGCCAGUUCGGUGGGUAUGGCACCUGCAGCAUCUGCACCACCUGCAAUGCAGAAUGCGGAGAUUUAACGUAUAUUCUUACACUAAUCUUAAUAAAAAAUUAUUGGGUAACUCAA